GUUAGUAUAGUUAGAGACGAAGCGACCAGCAAUGGUGGUCGUGGAUCUAGGGGAGUUCUCGCGCGAGGGUUUCGACGCCAAGCGAUGGAUCAACGCGGCACUGGAGGCGCGGCACCCUGAGGAUCCCAUCGAUCGCCUCCUCUCCGACCUCGAGGAGAGUCUCCGAUCGUCCUCUGAGAAGAUUGCCGACUCUCUCGAGCGGGAGAGCGCCGAUGCACUUCGCCGUGUCCCUCUCGCUUGCCGUGAUGUUGUUCGCCUCCGUGAUGAUGCCCUUGCCCUCCGGCAAUCGCUUUCGUCCAUUCUCCUUCAGCUUAAGCAGGCUGAAGCCACAUCUGCUGAAUCUGUAUCGGCUAUUGCUAAAAUUGAUGUCGUCAAGCAGAGAAUGGAAGCAGCACGUGAGACAUUACAGGAUGCAACAGGUCUUACCCAGCUAAGUGCAAGUGUUGAGGAUGUAUUUGCCAGUGGAGAUCUGCCACGCGCUGCAGACACCUUGGCUAACAUGCGGCACUGUCUCUCUGCUGUUGGUGAGGUUGCUGAAUUUGCUAAUGUGAGGAAGCAGCUUGAAGUCUUGGAAGACAGGCUUGAAGAAAUGGUUCAACCUCAUCUAUCAGAUGCUCUAUCAAAUCGCAAGGUUGAUGCUGUUCAAAAUUUACGAAAAAUUCUUAUUCGUAUUGGGAGGUUUAAAUCACUAGAGUUGCAAUAUACUAGAAUGCAUAUGAAGCCUAUAAAGAAACUUUGGGAAGAUUAUGAUUCCAGAUUGCGGGCCAGCAAGCUUGAGAUGGAAAGAUAUGGGGAGAGGAUCUCCAACUUAACUGAUUCUUCAAUAAAAGCUUCCUCAAUAUCCUUUUCUAGUUGGUUGCCAAGUUUCUAUGAUGAGCUUCUACUUUAUGUUGAACAAGAAUGGAAAUGGUGUUCGAGUGCUUUUCCCGACGACUAUAAAUCUCUGGUACCAAAAUUACUGGUGGAAACUAUGUCUGAACUUGGUGCAAGUUUUGUUUCUCGUAUCAACCUUGCAACCGGAGAAGUUGUUCCUGAAACCAGAACCUUGACAAAAGGCAUAUUAGAUAUAUUAUCAGGGGACAUGCCGAAAGGUACCAAGAUACAAAACAAGCAUCUUGAGGCUCUAAUUGAACUGCAUAAUAUGACUACAAUUUUUGCAAGAAAUAUACAGCACUUGUUUUCAGAAUCCGAUCUUCAAGUUUUGAAGAGUACCCUGAAGGCCGUUUAUUCCCCUUAUGAAUCAUUUAAACAAAGGUAUGGGCAGAUGGAACGUGCAAUCCUUUCUUCUGAGCUUGCUGGAGUAGAUAUUCGUGGAGCUGUUGCCCGUGGAGUGGGGGCACAGAGUAUAGAACUCAGUGAAACAGUCAGGAGAAUGGAGGAAUCUAUCCCUCUAGUAGUAGUGCUUCUUGAAGCAGCUGUUGAAAGAUGCAUUAAUUUUACAGGCGGUUCUGAAGCAGAUGAACUGAUAGUGACCCUUGAUGAGAUCAUGUUGCAAUACAUAUCAAACUUGCAAGAGACCCUAAAAUCACUGAGGGCUGUGUGUGGAGUGGAUAAUGUGCCACACGCUGAUGGUGUUGGUGCAAAGAAAGACAUGGGAACAGAUAGAAGAGAAGGAGCACGAAUCAUGGACUUAGUUUCUGAGGAGGAAGAGUGGUCCAAUGUGCAAGGAGCAGUGCAGAUUCUUACUGUUGCAGAUUGUCUGACCGGCAGAGCUUCUGUUUUUGAAGCUUCUUUACGAGCUACUUUGGCCAGAAUCGGCACCACUUUGUCUCUAUCUGUACUUGGUUCAAGUGUGGACCAAUCUCAUUCAACUGCUGCAGAUGGGAACAUUGAGGCUUUGGCAGGAAGGACAGCUUUAGAUGUGGCAGCAUUGCGUCUUGGUGAUAUGCCUGAGAAAGCUAGGAAGCUUUUUAAUCUCUUGGAACAGUCAAAAGAUCCAAGGUUUCAUGCACUUCCACUCGCAUCACAAAGGGUUGCAGCAUUUGCAGAUAUGGUAAAUGAACUUGUUUAUGAUGUUCUCAUAUUCAAAGUGCGCCAGCGCUUGAGUGAUGUCGCUCGACUGCCAAUUUGGUCUUCGGUGGAGGAGACAGGUGGUCUACCUCUCCCAAGUUUUAGUGCUUAUCCACAAUCCUAUGUCACUAGCGUCGGGGAGUACCUUCUUAACUUGCCUCAGCAGCUAGAACCCCUGGCAGAAGGCAUUGCUGGCAAUGAGACUAAUGUUGAUGAAGCGCAAUUUCUCGCAACAGAGUGGAUAUUUAAGGUUGCUGAAGGUGCAACUGCUCUUUUCAUGGAGCAGCUAAGGGGAAUUCAUUACAUUACAGACCGAGGUGCACAACAACUUGCAGCUGACAUUGAGUUCUUCAGUAAUGUCCUGUCUGCACUUUCGAUGCCAACUCCUACAUUUCUAGCUACCUUCAGAACCUGCCUCUCAACUCCAAGAGACCAGCUUCCCAAUCUUCUGAAGUCCAAUGGUGGAAAGAGACCACAGGAUGAUGCCGGGGAGAAAACUGAUGAAGACGAUGGCAACAAACUCGACGUCCCGACCGCACACCUUGUGUGCAAGAUCCGCCGUAUUCCUUCGGAUUAACAUUCCAAUUCUUCAGUUUUGCCAUGUUCAUCUUGUGUUUGUUGUCUUGAUGUGCAAGUAGUUGAAUUGAAAACCAUGCUUUACCAUGCAAGUUCAUGUACUUUUGAGCUGUCUUUACAAAAUUUAGCACUGCUUGUAUUCCUGAUCUCAUA
Messenger RNA from Dioscorea cayenensis subsp. rotundata (Guinea yam), 2739 nucleotides. RefSeq names its product conserved oligomeric Golgi complex subunit 7. The record is from RefSeq and is a predicted model, not a curated record. Gene Ontology annotation, biological process: intracellular protein transport; Golgi organization; retrograde vesicle-mediated transport, Golgi to endoplasmic reticulum. The coding region runs from base 32 to 2587 and encodes 851 amino acids. Gene Ontology annotation, cellular component: COG complex. NCBI's taxonomy places the organism in Eukaryota, Viridiplantae, Streptophyta, Magnoliopsida, Dioscoreales, Dioscoreaceae. The transcript has 10 exons.